This is a messenger RNA of Peniophora sp. CBMAI 1063, 1104 nucleotides long. The record is from the annotation of a GenBank genome assembly. NCBI's taxonomy places the organism in Eukaryota, Fungi, Basidiomycota, Agaricomycetes, Russulales, Peniophoraceae.
AUGCUACCUUCUCCUCUAUUCACGCCCUCGCUACUUAGUCUGAGGCUGGACGUUUGUGACGUGUGGCACAACCUCGACGAGCUAGUCGACACCUUCUCGGCUCUUCCACUUCUGACCACGUUUCAAUGGGACAUGUCGCCAAGUACGCUAUCCUAUACCAACUCCCCCGUGCGACUGGAAAAAUCAAACUUCCUCGUAUCAUCACGGCAACCUAUCGCUCUUCCCCACAUGGGUACCCUUGAGCUCGUGUGCCCCGCUGCCUGCGCCGCGGCUUUGAUGCACUUCCUUGUCAUACCUCCAUCCUGUCAGGUUCGCCUUACGGAUGCAUCUACCCUAUCGGAUGUAGCUAUUGGAGAUCUUCUGCCACGAGAGGAAGUCCGGGCGUCUCUGACGGCAUCGGUGGGAGACCACAUAUCCCGCACAUUCCCCGCACACACACACACCGGAUACCAUUACGUCUCCAUCUCAACAGAUGAAGACUCGAUCCCAGGGCCUGGGGCUCUACUGAUUGAGGGUCAUCGAAUGGUGGACCGUCCAGAGGACCGCAACACGUAUCCACGUUGCGACAUAGCACUCUUCGUCCCGGGUGAGGAUGAGAACCCCGCUGUGUACAGCGACACCCUCGCGCCUAUCCUUGACGGCAUUUUCCAAUGGCCAUUCAUGAACGUCACGACAUUCCGCCUCGAAAUCGAUCACAUAGGUUUUUCUAGCCCGGCGUCGUGGACCACCGUACUCCGUAGCAUGUCUAAGCUUCGCCACGUCUUUCUCAGCCGUGGUUAUCCCGACGCGUCCGAUGCGAUUUCCGGCUUGGGCCAGGCACUUGGCGACCAUCUUGACCUUGCCCCGAACCUCACGCAUAUCGAGCUUCACAUGUUAUCUUUCACUCCUCUACGUCAAGAGUGCUUGGCUGAGGCUCUCGGGCGGCGUUAUAUGUCGGGGCGUCCACCCGUCAUUCUUUAUGUCGACGAGUGCGAUGAUAUGGGCCCGGAUGGCGGGCUGGAGGACAUACUACGCGUUCACGCCGAUGGGGCCGUCCAUCUCGAGCUGUCACAGAGGACGCACGGUCGAGGACCACGAGAGAUUACGUUUAGCGAUAGCUCCUGA